Funneliformis geosporum is the source of this 685-nucleotide messenger RNA. NCBI's taxonomy places the organism in Eukaryota, Fungi, Glomeromycota, Glomeromycetes, Glomerales, Glomeraceae. The record is from the annotation of a GenBank genome assembly.
AUGAGAAACUGUGCUAAUUGCCACAAAGAUUUAAGUCUAACUAAACUAACUAAUUACGAAGCCAAAAAAGACUUGUUAAUUUGUGUUCAGUGCUAUUUUAAGCAAAAAGAAAAAUAUUCGGGCUAUUCAGUUAAUCAUUUUCCUUUACUAAAAAGAAAUGGAGAAGUAGAUGGAAGUAGCGAAGCAAUUGUAGUGUGUAAUGACAACAACUUCUUAAAUUCUAAUUCGCCUGACUUAUCUCCUGCUUACUUUGGUUUCUUGCCUAUGGAACCCUAUGGAAACAUGAUAAUGGCUAUGGGGCAAAUUUUUGAUGAUGGUCGAAGAAGAUGGAAUGGAUACUGGAUUUAUUUUUACCCCCAUGAGUUUGCUCCGCCCGAAAGCAAGCCCCUUAGUUUGCUUCACAUUCAUUUUGUCGGACAAGUAGGAGAAGCACGAGUAUAUUUACCCGGUUGUCAAAUAGAAAUAAAGUUAAGAGAAAUUGAGCAAGAAAGGCUAAAACCUACCUUUUCCGCCGAAAAACAAGAAGCAAAAAUAAUUAAUUGUCGAGUAAGCAGAGGAAAAUUAAUAACUCAACUAAAUGACGGAAGAGAAAUAAGCAUUCUAGUCGAUUUACUCACUAAAAAAAGAAUACUGGGCGAAAAUGUAAAACCCGACCAAUUAAAAAACCCUGAAUUAAAAAGUGAGG